Achroia grisella is the source of this 564-nucleotide messenger RNA. RefSeq lists its product as uncharacterized. Lineage: Eukaryota; Metazoa; Arthropoda; Insecta; Lepidoptera; Pyralidae. The transcript has 2 exons. Bases 1 to 564 code for a protein of 187 amino acids. The record is from RefSeq and is a predicted model, not a curated record.
AUGAAACGAACUCAAUUAGUUGGGUUCUGCUUUCUUGCCAUACACUUUCAGAUCAUCUUAUCACAAAGUCCAAUGCAGUACAACAUUUUAAAUCGACAAUUGCCAGAAGUCAUUGAAGCACUAAAACAUUACGUCGUCCAGCCUACUCUACCACCGAUCGUUGAAGCACCAUGCGAUGCUCAUAUACCUCUACCACUUCCGUCACCAUCAUCCACCACUAUCAUCACGGAUUGUUCACCAACAGCCUGCAAAAACUUAGCAAACACUCUACAAUUGAUGAUCGUUUGCAAUUUACUGCAAAAUACCAAUGGUGGAUCGGAACUUGCAUUGCAAUUAGCUAGUCCAAUUAUAAACGAACUAUUCACAUCUCCAGUAUUGUCUUGUGGUUGUGCAAAUCCGUUCGCAACUAACGUCGUUUCUCCUAGAGUAGUUUCUCCUACAGUAAUUCCGCCUAGUGUUGUUACUCCUACUAACGUCAUUUCAGAACUUACUAACCCUGUUUCACCUGUAUCACCGUUUUUACUUUCGGGUAAUUUGUUGCAGAGUCUAUUGUCAAUUAAGUGA